GAGAAUAUCUGAUAACAUUCAUAUUCAUUCAACACAUUUUAACAAUUUUAACAUUCCAAUGUUUUUUAGUUAGAAAAAUAAAAGAAACAUUAUACAAAACUUCUUUGUGUGAAUGAAGUGGGACGUUAACGAAGGGAGUAGGUCAUCAUGUUAGUUUCUGUUUUCCGGUUUAUAUCGUCAUCAGGAAUCAGACACACGAAAAGAACUUUCAUAGAUGCUGAAUAAUGCAAUACACAGGGCUUUAUAGAAUAACAAAGGAAUUCUCCACUACACGUCUGGCUCUGGGGAGUCUACUGAGAUGGGUUUAUCACGUGCUUUUUCCUUCUAAAAUCGUUGUCUCCUACCAUUUAGUAUUGGACAGCAACGUCAUCACCAGAGAGAGACUUCUGGCAGAUUGAAUAUGUUUACACACCUUCCUUUAGUUCUGACUCACUGUAGAUCCUAGGACCAUCACAACCGUCAAUCCAGAGAACCUUGUAAUUUGCGACGACCAGGACCACGAGAACAAUGGAGGAGAAGCGCUGGUUGUUUCUUUACACAUAACCAGUAUUCAAAGGACAAGUGAACGCCACAUACUUAAAAUCAAAACAAGAUAAGGACAUUGUCGAAUAUCCGAACGGCAAAUAGCAGGAUAUGACAAAGUAAAAUGCGAUUAUGUUACAUGUAAGAGGAGUGGCUGGGUCAUAAUGAGAUUCUUCGUAACAGUUUGUUGAAACCACAGUGAUUACAUGUGAAUUCAUUCAUGUCCUUUGUGCUUGUAUCAGAGUGUCAAUACAAUGGUGAUGGUAAUGAACACAACAACAGUAUCAAAUAGAACUAAUCUUACUGGCAUUUAUGAUUAUUAUGGACCAGCUCUUACAACUUUUUUCGCUGUUUGGUUGAUUAUCAUUAUUUUAUGUUCUAUAAUAGGUAACAUUCUUGUGAUGCUAGUGAUUCUGUUGGAUAGCAAAAUGCGCCACGUGCAGAACCAUAUCAAUUUGUUUUUGUUUAAUCUUGCAUUGUCGGAUGUUAUGACUGGGUUGUUUGAUGCUCCAGUGUCUCUCUACACGCUCACACAAGAACAUUGGGAUUUGGGAGAUUUUCUAUGCAAUGUGAACCUUUUUUUAAACGCGACAUUCUUGUUCACAUCCGUACAUAGUUUGAUGUACAUUAGUAUCCAUAAAUACAUAUCCAUAAGGCGUCUAUCUGAUUGUAAUACAAUUCCAGUUAGUAAAUGCGCAUGUUAUACAAUGAUUAUAGCGUCAUGGGGAUGGGGCAUUGUCUUUGCUCUUCUCACUACUUUUUAUCUAAGCGCAGCAGAAUACAAAGCUAAAACUAUACAGUGUGGGCCAAAGUACCCAAUUUUUAAUAUAAAAUCAUUUGCACUAUCUUUUGGAAAUUUAAUUUUGAACUUUGUGAUACCUCUCAUUAUAAUGAUAAUUAUGUAUUCGAGGAUAUACUUUAUAAUAAAGGAUGAUGCAGUAUUUAGACGCAAGUCAGCAAAACUGGACUCAAAGAUUAAGAGCCGUUCGGACCCAAGGGUUGUAAAUGAAAAGGCUGUUAUUCAUACCUUAGUAAUCGUUUUAAGCUGUUUUAUCAUAUGUUGGCUUCCUUACAUGUUCUACACAAACUUCAUAUUCUUCACAAUUGACAGAAAGACAAUUCCAGCUUUCUUGAAUCCUUUGGCUUAUUGCUUUGGAUUUUCAAGCAGUGCUUGUAACCCAGUUAUAUAUGCAUUCAGGUUUCCAGACUUCAAGAACGGCUACUUGCAAAUCUUACGGAAGAUUUCUUGUCGAAAAUCAAAAAAAUCCAUUUCGUAUCAUAAAAAUGACCAUGAAGACACAAUUGAACAGAUAGAUCUUGAAGAAUGGAAUGAAGACGAUCAUCAUCAUUACCAUGUUAAAUGAGAUGAAAUCAACCCUGUGAUAUUCAAAUCCAUUUGGUUUUUUCAAGGAAAACGUUGCCCGUUAUGUCGAUGACGAAAUGUGACUAAUAGAAAUUAAAGAAGCACUGGAAGGUUUA
Messenger RNA from Mytilus trossulus (common blue mussel), 2001 nucleotides. RefSeq names its product trace amine-associated receptor 1-like. Gene Ontology annotation, biological process: neuropeptide signaling pathway. Lineage: Eukaryota; Metazoa; Mollusca; Bivalvia; Mytilida; Mytilidae. The coding region runs from base 777 to 1886 and encodes 369 amino acids. The record is from RefSeq and is a predicted model, not a curated record. The transcript is spliced from 5 exons. Gene Ontology annotation, molecular function: neuropeptide receptor activity. Gene Ontology annotation, cellular component: plasma membrane.